Messenger RNA from Amborella trichopoda, 3011 nucleotides. Its product is annotated as boron transporter 4. Gene Ontology annotation, cellular component: plasma membrane. Gene Ontology annotation, molecular function: solute:inorganic anion antiporter activity. Gene Ontology annotation, biological process: monoatomic anion transport; monoatomic ion homeostasis; transmembrane transport. The record is from RefSeq and is a predicted model, not a curated record. Lineage: Eukaryota; Viridiplantae; Streptophyta; Magnoliopsida; Amborellales; Amborellaceae.
AUUCUGGCUCUCUCUCUCUCUCUCUCUAGGCGUCGAUGACAGCGCACCGUUACUUACUGGACACUCUCUCUCUCUAACCUCUUUCUCUUUCUAAAUUCCAUUUUCUCUCUCUCUCUCUAAAUCACAUGGCGCUCUCUCUCUAAACUCUCCUAUCGUAUUUCACUCUCUAAAUCGCAUUGUUGUUUCCUCCGUAACCCAAAGCCUCGAACCACCUCAAACACCUAAAACUCUCUCUUUCUCUCUCCUGUAUCUGAAACCGCAAAUUUAUUUGUCAAUCUCUAUAAGCGGUUCACCUUAAACUCUCUCUCUGUCCCUAUAUAUCUCUGUGCUCUCUUCGGAGAGGGGCAUUGUAUUGGAGCUCUAUUUUCCGGCGACUGCUCGCCGGAAAAUUGGACGUUUCGUUUUUGGAAGUUGAAGCUUAUGAAAAGAGCUUGAAAGGAGUCAUAUUAGGCCGCCUGGCUUUCUUUGACAGGAUAGCCUUCGACAUCUGUGAUCCAGCAAAUCUGAAGAAGUUGGAGGAAAGUCUUCUCGCUCUCUCUUUCUCUAAGCGUUUGAAGAACAUGGAUCAUUGGCAAGCUCCAUUUGCAGGAGUCGUCAAAGAUGUCAAUGGAAGAGCUCUGUGUUAUAAGCAAGAUUGGAAAGUUGGACUCUGUUCGGGCUUCAGGAUAUUGGCUCCCACACUCUACAUUUUCUUUGCAUCCGCUUUACCUGUUGUUGCCUUCGGAGAGCAACUCAGCAGAGAUACAGAUGGUUCCUUGAGUGCAGUUCAAACACUGGCGUCAACUGCUAUCUGUGGUGUUAUACACUCGAUCUUAGGUGGACAACCCUUGUUGAUAUUGGGUGUUGCAGAGCCCACUGUAAUAAUGUAUACAUACAUAUAUAACUUUGCAAAAGGAAGCGAUGAUUUGGGGAGGUCCCUGUUUUUGCCUUGGGCUGGAUGGGUUUGUGUUUGGACUGCUUUGCUGCUGUUUCUUUUGGCGGCUUUCAAUGCCUCUUCUACAAUCAGCAGAUUUACAAGGGUUGCAGGAGAGCUCUUUGGCAUGUUGAUUGCGGUUCUUUUCUUGCAACAAGCCAUCAAGGGAGUGGUUGGUGAGUUUGAAGUGCCCAAAGGUGCCGAUAAGAGUUCUUCUGCCCAUUUGUUCCAGUGGCUAUACAUGAAUGGAUUAUUGGGGAUCAUAUUCUCCUUUGGCCUUUUUUUCACAGCCCUAAAAAGCAGAAGGGCAAGGUCAUGGAGAUAUGGCGCAGGUUGGAUGAGAAGUUUCAUUGCAGACUAUGGUGUCCCUUUGAUGGUUGUUCUGUGGACAGCACUGUCAUAUAGUGUACCGAAGAAGGUUCCUGAUGAUAUUCCUAGAAGGCUAGAUAGUCCACUUCCUUGGUCGACCACUGGAGCUAUGUCUAACUGGACCAUAAUGAAGGACAUGGGGUUGGUUCCGCCUCUGUACAUAUUUGCAGCAUUUAUCCCAGCUAUGAUGAUUGCUGGUCUCUACUUUUUCGACCACAGCGUUGCAUCACAAAUGGCUCAGCAAAAGGAAUUCAAUCUCAAGAAUCCAUCUGCUUACCACUAUGACAUUUUGUUGCUAGGCAUCAUGGUCUUACUAUGUGGUUUACUUGGGCUUCCUCCUUCAAAUGGCGUUCUCCCCCAAUCGCCCAUGCAUACUAAGAGCCUUGCAGUACUCAAGAGGCAGUUAGUCCGCAAUAAGAUGGUAAAGAGUGCCAAAGAAAGCAUCAAACUUCAAGCAAGCAACUCAGAAAUUUAUGGGAACAUGCAAGCAGUUUUCAUCAAGAUGGAUGACAAACAAUCUGCGGUUUCUGAUGUGAAAGAGUUAAAGGAAUUGAAGGAGGCAGUAAUGGGAAGCAAAGAGGGAGGGGGAGAUCAUGUGUUUGAUCCUGAGAAGCACAUAGAUGCGUACUUGCCUGUCCAGGUGAACGAGCAGAGGCUGAGCAACCUGCUCCAGUCGGUGCUGGUGGCAUGCUGCCUGGGUGGGAUGCCGGUGAUAAGGAUGAUACCCACUUCUGUGCUCUGGGGCUACUUCGCCUACAUGGCCAUCGACAGCCUCCCUGGCAACCAGUUCUGGGAGAGGUUCUUGCUCCUCUUCAUUACACCAAGAAGGAGAUACAAGGUGUUAGAAGGGAUUCAUGCUUCUUUUGUGGAAUUGGUGCCAUUUAAAUACAUUGCGGGCUUUACAUUGAUGCAAGUGGUUUACCUACUCACCUGCUUUGGAAUCACAUGGAUCCCGGUUGCUGGAAUCUUGUUCCCCAUACCUUUCUUUUUAUUGAUACUCAUAAGGCAACGCUUGCUACCUAAGCUCUUUCAUCCCCACCAUCUCCAUGAACUUGAUGCGGCAGAAUAUGAAGAGAUUGCUGGUGCUGCCCAUCCUCAUCGGGAUCCUAGCUUCAAGGAGAGAGAAAUGGGGAUGGAAAGUGACGAGGAUGUGUUUGAUGCAGAAGAGAUAUUGGAUGAACUCACCACAAGUAGAGGGGAGAUUAAGCUAAGACAAACGAGUUUCAGUGAAAAUGACACCAGACAUUUUCAGGUACACCCAGAGGAAGACAUGCAGGGGCAUUGAAAGAGUGGCGAUGGAUAGCGACAUACAAAUUUUUUGUAGUUGACAAAUUUGGUGGGCAACAUUUGUCCAAUCAAAAGACCAAACAGAAUUGAAAAGAAUAGAUACGUAGAGAGACUAAAAGAAAAGAAAAUGUGACCUGAGAAGCUCUCUCACUCUUAUUUUAAACCUCCCAUUAACUACCACUGGCAUGGGAUAAAGAAAAAGUUGUUGUCUUCCUCUUUAUUAUUAUUAUUAUUAUUAUUAUUAUUAUUAUUAAUAAUUAUUAAUUGUUCUUUUUUUUUUUUUCUGUUUACUUUGUACUUUUUUAUGUUGUGGGAAUGUAUACAGUUGUCCUCUUAUAUUGGGGAUAAUAUGGUGGAUGCUGGCUAUUGUGAAAUCUAUCUGUUUGUUGUACGGACUGUUAAGAAUUUUGAACUUUGGCCUUUAAGUAUUAGGUAAAUAAAA